GAGAGAGAGAGCAAUCAAAGAUAGAUAGAUAGAUAAAGAUUAGAUAGAUAGAUAGAUAGAUAGAUAGAUGGAUUAUGCAUUAUUUGAUUAAGUAUAAGGUCAUCAAAAGACUGUACAUAUUUCUAGAUUCAUGAAGUAAAAAUAUAUAUAUUUUAUUUUUUAUUCAAGGAAGGUUCCAGAAUGUUUUGGUAAUGUUGUAGCAAGAACUCUAUUAUCCAAGAGAAUUUUACAUAUUUACUUUACAUAGGAUUUUGAUCAUAUUUUGUUAGGAAUUGUUUUAUUCAAUUUGAUAAUACGUGCUACGUACUUUACUUAAAAUAAAGAUAUUGUUCAAAAUAUAUAAAAAUAGAAUAAAUCUAAUUUAUUCAAAUUUAUUUAACUCAUUACAUUUUUUAUUAAUUAAUUUAUUCUACCUUUACUCUGUUAUCACUGCUGUAAUUUGUUAAAAAACAAUAGUGAUGUUUUUGUCCGUAAACCUUGAUCUUUCAGUUUAAACAGUUUUCUGUCUUUCUUUCUUUCUUUCUUUCUUUCUUUCUUUCUUUCUUUCUUCCUUCCUUUCUUUUCAUUUGUUACGUCAUUCGGUUGCAUCACUAAUAUCACUUUUUGCUCGCAGGUCGCGAGUGACGUGACAGUGACGUCGCCGCUCCCUCAGCGAAUGAGGAGCGAUCAGUAGCGGAACAGCGGGAGCACGGAGCGGAGGAGCUGCAGAGAAAGACGUGCACGAGUUAAAUCUGCACAUAAUCUGUCAAGUUAUCAGGUUUGAUCAGCUUCACAUCUGAGCAACUUUGCAGUGAGAAAACACAACGAGCUGAGAUGAAGACACUGGUGGUGGGAGUGGGAGGGAUGACCAAUGGGGGGAAAUCUACUCUGUCCAAGAGUCUGCACCAGCUCAUACCCAACAGCUGCCUCAUAGCACAGGAUUCAUACUUUAAGGAGGACUCGGUCGUGCCGGUGGACAACAAUGGCUUCAAGCAAUAUGACAUGCUCAGUGCUCUCCACAUGGACACGAUGAUGAGCGAGGUCCACUCGUGGCAAAGAGAUCCUGAGUCGUUCCUGAGGCAGCGAGACCUGAACCCAGAGGCGACGACACCGACCGACGUGUGUGUGCUGAUAGUCGAGGGAUUCCUCAUUUUCAACCACAGGCCUCUGAAUGAUCUAUUUGACAAAAGAUUCUUCCUGGAAAUUCCAUAUGACGUCUGCAAGAGGAGACGAAGCUCCCGGGUGUACACCCCUCCUGAUCCUCCUGGUUACUUUGACAGGUAUGUGUGGCCGAUGUACCUGAAGAACCGGCGGGAGAUGGAGAGCAUGGUGUCUGGAAUAGUGAUUCUGGAUGGACUGAAGCCAAAAGACGAACUGCUGGACGCUGUGUGUGAAUAUGUUUGUCAGGAAAUAGACAGACUCGGGGAGAAAGACAGAAAAAGUUGAACUCCUCUGAAGGUGGUGACCACUGCAGCGGAAAGGACCAAAGCAGUGGAUAACAAUGAACUGAUGUUGUAACAUAUGAAGUUGCACAGCUGGAGUCUGGAGAGACGCUGUCAGAAUAACAGUGAACCUCUUUUAACGGACAGUAUUACAAAGUUAGGAUACACUCUGGGAAACCUGAAUAUUAGUUUUUUUUAAUGCUGAAUAUGAGACACACAGUGAACUGAUGUGAUAUGUUACACUUUGUUUGUGUCACAGUAAUAUGUCUUUUAAUAUGUAAGGAUUUGAUGUACAAAUAAUUGCUAAAGACUGUCACUAAUAUUUGGAUAUUAUAUUAUAAUAAUUAUUAAUAAUAUUUUUAUUUCCUAUAAUUUGUCAAAGCAGCCACUGGUUCACGACAUAGACUGUAGAUAAAGAUGGAGGACGCUUCUCUACUUCCACCAACUAUCUAGUAAUCAAGCUAAACUAUCCCUGAUACGAUCACUGCCAUCUUGAGCCUGAGUACGUCAUUUGGAGCCAGAGUCUGUGCCGUAGGAUCAGGGGACCAAUCGCAACACGGUAUCAGCUGUCAAUCAACGAAUCCAACUUGAUAAUGAUGUGACCCGUACCGCAUCCCGCCACCAGGGGGCGAUCGAGAUGCUUUGGCUUUACUCUUGGUGAGCUGUCAUGUCGUCCAUCUUUAUACACAAUCUAUGGUUAUGUAUGUGUAUGAAUGAUGUCCUUUGUCUCCACCUUGUGGUUGGAUCAGAAACACUGGAGACAAACUAGUGACCCUGUUUCUUUUUCCUCUGUGACCUGAAAACAAAUCAGUGUCUGAUUCACAAUAAAAGAAACAUCAAAACUCAAA
Messenger RNA from Hippoglossus stenolepis (Pacific halibut), 2269 nucleotides. RefSeq names its product nicotinamide riboside kinase 1 (gene nmrk1). NCBI's taxonomy places the organism in Eukaryota, Metazoa, Chordata, Actinopteri, Pleuronectiformes, Pleuronectidae. The transcript is spliced from 8 exons. The record is from RefSeq and is a predicted model, not a curated record. Gene Ontology annotation, cellular component: cytoplasm. Bases 814 to 1425 code for a protein of 203 amino acids.